This is a messenger RNA of Halteromyces radiatus, 1250 nucleotides long. RefSeq names its product phosphatidylserine decarboxylase-domain-containing protein. The transcript has 5 exons. Lineage: Eukaryota; Fungi; Mucoromycota; Mucoromycetes; Mucorales; Cunninghamellaceae. The record is from RefSeq and is a predicted model, not a curated record. Gene Ontology annotation, molecular function: phosphatidylserine decarboxylase activity. Gene Ontology annotation, biological process: phospholipid biosynthetic process. Bases 13 to 1203 code for a protein of 396 amino acids.
UAGAUACAUAAAAUGACUAUUGAAGAAGUUCAAGUAGUGUCUGAUAACAAUGAUUUCGAAAUUAACUCCGUCUUGGAGGAACAUAUUUCCACCAAAAAUCACGAGGAGCUUAUGAAGGCUUUAUCAGUGUCUGUUGAAGAAAGUGGAAAGGGCAACUUUCAUCAAGGUAUUCAUACACCAUCAGCCAAAGCGCCUAGUCACUGGUAUCGACGCAAACUCACAGGUUGGCUCCAUCAUCAUCUUGUACCUGAACAUUUCCGAUUGGCAGUAGAAAAGAAAUUCGGCGUGUUUAUUGUUCUUCGCGACACGAAUGAAUACCAUUAUGAAGAAAUGCCUAUUUAUACUCGUAUUGGUAUGCACUUGUUAUUUGUCGGUCAUCACUAUCACGAAAAGUUUGUUGACAGUUCCAUGAUGCACCGUCUCUUCCUUCACGAAAGCUUGAAACAAGGCACUUAUUUUACUGAUCCCAAAUCCGUCUCACAAAUCCCUUCAUUCAUCAACCACUACUCGAUCGACAUGACUGACUAUGUUCAACAAGACAUAUCCGCUUAUGCCAACUUUAAUGAAUUCUUCAUCAGAGCCAUACGUCCCGAGGUUCGUCCUAUUGCUGAUCCAAACAAUUUGGAUGUUCUUGUCUCUGCUGCUGACUGUCGUUUGAAUGUUUUCCAUCAUAUCACUGAAGCUACUGAAUAUUGGAUCAAGGGUAAGAAAUUUACUUUGGCUAAUCUAUUUCAAAAUGAAGAUUUGGCCAAAUCAUUGGAUGGUGGGUCAUUAGCCAUUUUCCGUUUAGCCCCUCAAGAUUAUCACCGAUUCCAUAGUCCUACUCGAGGUACUGUCCAAUCUAUUUCAAACAUCGAAGGCACUUACUUUACUGUCAACCCAUGUACUGUUCGUGAAGAAUUGGAUGUUUUUACGGAAAAUCACAGACAAAUCAUUCAAAUGAAGGAUUAUAAGGAUCGUCCUUUUGCCGUGGUAGCAGUAGGUGCUUUACUUGUUGGCUCAAUUCAACUCACCAAUGCAAAGAAUGAAGGCGCGACGCUAGACAAGGGUGAAGAAAUGGGUUAUUUCCAAUAUGGUGGGUCUACUGUGAUCUGUGUGUUUGGCAAGGAUACUGUACACUGGGAUCAAGAUCUUACCAAGAAUUCUACUCUUUCCUUUGAAACCUAUGUGCGCAUGGGUGAACGUAUUGGUACUUUUAUUUAAAAAAAAAAAUAGUCUGUUCUCUUGUCCACGUGGAAUAAAAUAAAAUC